Molecule: messenger RNA, 1203 nt
Organism: Lachancea lanzarotensis
Lineage: Eukaryota; Fungi; Ascomycota; Saccharomycetes; Saccharomycetales; Saccharomycetaceae
Gene: DIG1
Product: LALA0S04e04456g1_1
Exons: 1
Coding region: 1-1203 (400 amino acids)
Source: RefSeq, a predicted model, not a curated record
AUGAGCCCCAAAGCUACUUCUGCAAAGGAUUCGCAACCAGACGAAAACCGUGAAAGACUCAAACGGCUGGGCAUGCAGUGCGUCUCGCCUGGUUUUGGCAAAAUGGACAACCGAAUGCUAUCAACGAUUCAACUUUCCAGAGACAUAGCUAAGGGCCAGAAAGAAGUGAUAAACAAGCUAAGUACACGUCAAACGGAAGCUUUAAAAAACUCCGAUUAUGGUGACGAAGUUGUGCCCAAACAUGUCGAGCAAACAAAUCAGGACGUACAGCCAUCGAGUCUCGACUCUCUCGAUCACGAUAGUCACAAACGAAGCCCCAAGUCUCUUAAAAGAGGUCGUGUUCCUCCACCCUUGAAUAUAGGAUCCUCUGGAGCCAAUGGUGACGGCACACAAGCCAGGGCGGCCGAGUCCCAUGGGAAUCGGUUCCAAGGUGCCAAAAGUGCUCCUGCCCACAUUACACGGUACCCUAGAGGCAAAUCAAGAGUCCAAUAUCUUGGGCGCACGACUUCCAACACGGAUGCAAAAAUACGAAAAAGACCAAGGCCCAAUUCAUCCUGGCCGUAUUUGGUGAAUGCACCUUUUACACCUUACGGUUAUUGUCAAAUCCCACAAACCGCUGCAGUUCCGUAUCAUAUGGGAUACGGCUCGUUUCAAAACGCAUAUCAGGCUCCCUGCGUAAUGGCUCCAAUACCCUAUGCCAUGAUGCAAACGCCAUUUGCAGAUCCGUCUUCUGCGCCUACCAACACGCUUCAGCAGGAUUUUGAUACUUACAGAAGUCAAAAUCCAGGUGUUGGAACUCGCGAUUUGUUUGGCAAUAAUGAAAGUCGAUGGGCCCCAAUCCAGGUUCAGCCUCAAAGUGCACGAGACGAAUUUUUUGGAGCGAGAACUGGACAAACCACGAGGUAUAAGAUGGAGGACUCCGAGAUCGAAAUAAAGCCUGAAAAUACCGUCAAUGGUAAUGAAAGCGACACCGAGGAGACCGACCUAGCCAUCGAGGAGGGUGCAGAACCCAAUAUAGCGGGGGAAAAUUCGUCCGGGCCCAGUUUAGCUAGCAACGCUACCGUGGACGGCGAACUUCGACUUCAAAACGAUAAAUUUGGAUUCUCAUUUGCACUUCUGGAAGCUGCCACGGACAAAAAAAUGUUUAUGUCGAUAUGUGACAAAGUCUGGGACGAAUUCAGAGUGCUCAAGAGACAGGAGUAG